This is a messenger RNA of Musa acuminata AAA Group (dessert banana), 816 nucleotides long. RefSeq names its product cyanate hydratase-like. Gene Ontology annotation, molecular function: DNA binding; cyanate hydratase activity. The transcript has 4 exons. Lineage: Eukaryota; Viridiplantae; Streptophyta; Magnoliopsida; Zingiberales; Musaceae. The record is from RefSeq and is a predicted model, not a curated record. Bases 11 to 595 code for a protein of 194 amino acids.
ACUGGGCUAUAUGCGGACAACGAAGGGAAGCAAGCCCUACCGACCGAAGCCCAAGAUAAUUUCACGGCGAACUCUCGAGAUGGAGAACGGCAGCGGCAACGGGACCACGGCGGAGGGGGCGGUGGUAGGAGUCGUAGGACGGCUGACGGCGGCGAAGAGGCAAUCGGGAAAGAACUACUCGCAGAUAGCGGCCGAGACGGGGCUCACCAACGUCUACGUCGCCCAGCUGCUCCGCCGCCAGGCCCAGCUCAAGCCUGGCACCGCCGACGCCCUCCGCGCCGCCAUCCCCGCCCUCACCGACGACCUCGUCGCCGAGAUGAUGGCCCCGCCCUUUCGCUCCUUCCGCCCCGACCUCGUUCACGAGCCCGCCGUCUACCGAUUAAAUGAAGCUGUUAUGCAUUUUGGAGAAAGUAUCAAAGAGAUCAUCAAUGAGGAAUUCGGUGAUGGCAUUAUGUCAGCUAUAGACUUCUACUGUUCAGUUGACAAAGUCAAGGGUGUUGAUGGAAAAGACCGAGUGGUUGUUACUUUUGAUGGCAAGUAUCUGCCUUUCAGUGAGCAGAAAUCUGAACACAUGGUUUCCAAGUUGAAGCAUUGAGAAGUGUGUACAAUAUUUUCAAGUGCUGUAUAUGCAUAAUUUAAAAGAAGUCGACUUUCUUUCACAAUAAUGCUUGCAAUGCGAUCACCCAAUUGCAAUACUGUAAUCGGUGGUGACCGAGUAGAACUAAAACUGAGAAGGCAGCUUGAUAUGGUCUCGUUAUGCAAAUUCUAAAAGACAUCGACUUCAGAGUAAAUUCUAUUUGUGCUGGUAUUAUUCUA